AAAAAAAAAAAACUGACGCAUUUCAUGCUAGCCAAUUUUCACCCAUACCUCUGGCAUCGACACUAUAUUUUUUUGAAAACUAGCUUUAAAUUUCAAAACAUUUUCAUUAGGACGUACGUAAGAAUAGAAAUGCCAAAACCUGGGUUUUACGCCGUUAAAGUAGGGAGAAAGCCUGGUGUUUAUACUACAUGGGCUGAAUGUGAAGCUCAAGUUAAAGGAUUUCCUAAUGCUUCCUAUAAAAAAUUUUUAACACCCGAAUUAGCAAAGGAAUUUAUUACCCUAAAUCCCAGUGGAACACGAAAGCAGACUGUCGAUUCUGCUCAGGACAGAAACAUUCAUUCCUUGCCAAUUAGAACUAAUCGGGGUUCUUAUGCAGCUUGUACUUCAGUUAUAACUUCUACUUCUGAUAUAAUAGCAGAGAAUCCAAAAAUAACGUACAGCGUAAACCACUCGAAAGCGAGCUAUUAUGCUGUACACAAAGGAAGAACACCUGGAGUGUACAGAACUUGGACUGAGUGUGAGGCUCAAAUUAAAGAUCUGAAAAAUGUUUCAUAUCGUAAAUUUGAUAAUGAGGCAGAUGCUGUUGAAUAUAUGAAUACGGGAGGCAUAGUCAAAGCUAGUAAAAGAGAAAUUAGAAAUUUGAAUUAUGAAAAUCGUGUUGUUAAAAAAAGGAAAUUCAAUGACAGUGAAGAAGACAAGUAUGUUCUUGCUGAUCCUGAUGAGGAAGUGGUUGUGUUUACAGAUGGAGCGAGUACAGAGAAUGGCAAAAAGCGCUCUCGUGCUGGAAUUGGAGUAUAUUGGGGUCCCAAUCAUCCACUAAACACUAGUAUGCGUAUAUCAGGGCGACAAACUAACAAUCGAGCUGAAAUUUGGGCUGCAAUCCAUGCAUUGCGCCAAGCCAAGCAGAUUGGUGCAAAGAAGGUAAAACUUUAUACCGAUAGUCAAUUUCUCAUUCAUGCUAUCACUGACUGGAUAAAAAAGUGGAUGGCUAAUGGUUGGACUUUAACUACAGGGGAAAAGGUUGUAAAUAAGGAUGAUUUCAUAGCGCUUAACUCUGCUUGCAAAGACCUCAAAGUGGAUUGGGUUUAUGUCAAGGCACAUGCAAGAAAUCAUGGGAACGAGGAAGCCGAUAAAUUGGCUGUGGCUGGAGCUAGGAAAAUGCUUGACCCCACAACAAGUUGCAAUUUUCAAGCAUUGGUUCCUGAUGAUAUGGCUGAUGAUUGGGAUGACUGGGAUACAGAUGAUCCUUUCUUAGUCGUAAAUGCCUUGAACUCAACCCAAGAGAUUUUGCCUCUAGUCCUUCCUGAUGAUACUGCAGAAAAGAGACCAUUUUAUGCUGUGCAUAGGGGAGAAAAAACAGGUGUUUACUCAACCUGGGUUGAAUGUGAGAAACAAAUUAAAGACUUUCGGAACCCAUCAUUUCGAAAAUUCGAUACCAAAGAAGAAGCGGAGGAAUUCGUCAAGACUGGAAAGAUUCCUAAAAAAGAACUUAAAAUUCCAGAAAUUGCUGACGAUGAAUAUGUCACUGUAUUUACUGAUGGUGCUGCUUCGUCAAACGGGAAAGAAGGUUGCACUGCAGGUAUAGGAGUCUAUUGGGGACCUGGGAAUGCCCUGAAUACCAGCAUGAGACUUCCUGGGAGACAGACAAAUAAUCGUGCAGAAAUAUAUGCUGCAGUUCAUGCUCUCAAUCAGGCAAAAAGACUAGGAAUUAAAAAUGUCAGGCUUUAUACUGACAGUCAGUUUGUCAUCAAAGGCAUAACUUCCUGGAUCGUUACAUGGAAAGCAAAGGAUUGGAAAAAUGCAAGUGGGAAGACUGUCAUCAAUAAAGACGAUUUUAUAGCCUUGGAUAAAGCUCGCGAAGGUUUAAAUGUAGACUGGCGGUAUGUUAAAGGCCAUGACAAUAACCCUGGAAAUGACGAGGCGGAUAAACUGGCUGUUGCAGGAUGCAGCAAACCUUUAUCUGAAACAAUGAUUUUGAACUCCUAAUUUUUCAUAUUUUGCUCAUUACUCACACAAUUUUUAUUCUACAAUGUCUCUCUUUUGUGUAAAAUUUGAUCAGAUUUGACCAAGAAUUUCUUAUAGUGUGGAUAGGGGUAAAAUAUAUUGAUAUAAAAUUUGUUACGAAUGUAUGCAUAGUCAUAUGAGGCAGUGAGAAGCAAAGGGAUGUAAGUGGAUAUUUUCGAGUUUUUAGUAAAACACGUUCAAAGAUAAGGUCCUAGGUAGGCUUUCAUUGAUUUUUUUUCUAAAUCAUACUGUAUAACAGAAUCUACCAGGGCUACUAGUACUAUCACUUGCCCCAAGACAGAGGAGAGGUUCACCUACCUUUUGUAAUGGUUACCUCCAUUUUUUUUAAUUUUGGCACUUACAUCCCUUUGCUUCUCACUGCUGCACAUGUCAUUACAGGGUAAUGAUACAUUUUGAAAUGAUUUUUUUAAGUUGAUAUUUAUUAAAUAUAUUUAAAGAAAAGUAUUCCCUCCUCCCCAGUUUGUCAAUUUUCCUUUUCAAAACUGAUCAUAAAUUUUAAAUUGUGAAGAAAAACUGCCUGUAUUUGCUCAUAUCAUCGUCACCA
Messenger RNA from Uloborus diversus, 2569 nucleotides. RefSeq lists its product as uncharacterized. Gene Ontology annotation, biological process: DNA replication, removal of RNA primer. NCBI's taxonomy places the organism in Eukaryota, Metazoa, Arthropoda, Arachnida, Araneae, Uloboridae. Gene Ontology annotation, molecular function: nucleic acid binding; RNA-DNA hybrid ribonuclease activity. The record is from RefSeq and is a predicted model, not a curated record. The transcript has a single exon. Bases 25 to 1986 code for a protein of 653 amino acids.